AUGGGGAGGACGCUCACAGUGUGGCCUUCUCGCGCUCAUUUGAUAUUGGCGCGAACGGAAGGCCCACGCACACAGGCAUGUAAAGCCUCGGCUCCGGCGAGCCUAGCAAGAUCAGAUAUACUGAUUCAUAAUUUAAGCUUGACGAGACCUGUCGAAGUCGUUGUAACUCUCGCGCUUUAUGACAAGCGAGUUGGGCUUUUUAAGUUUCAUUGGUGA
Molecule: messenger RNA, 216 nt
Organism: Plasmopara halstedii
Lineage: Eukaryota; Oomycota; Peronosporomycetes; Peronosporales; Peronosporaceae
Exons: 2
Coding region: 1-216 (71 amino acids)
Source: RefSeq, a predicted model, not a curated record